AUGCCAUAUACGAUGUAUCGAGAGACAACACUCGGCACGGCGCUGACGAACACUCUGGACGAGUUUCUCGAAGAAGGCUUGAUUAGUCGGACAUUGGCAGCUAAGGUUUUGGCAGCUUUUGAUGCCAAUAUAAAUAAGGCUUUGUCCUAUAAGGUUAAGAACAAGAUGCAGUUCAAAGCUGACAAACUUCUUGCUUAUCGCUACUGUGACAAUGUUUGGACGGUCAUAAUGAAAGGUGUUGAAUUCCAUGAUGUGUUCUGGCCAGUGUCUCACCGAGUUGAGAAGCUGAAAAUUGUUGCCUGUGAAGCAUUGCAACAUCAGAGCACGCUGAUGUCAGCGCUUCAAGAUAUUCAGCAACAACCGUGA
Cylicocyclus nassatus is the source of this 366-nucleotide messenger RNA. NCBI's taxonomy places the organism in Eukaryota, Metazoa, Nematoda, Chromadorea, Rhabditida, Strongylidae. The record is from the annotation of a GenBank genome assembly.